Molecule: messenger RNA, 510 nt
Organism: Spirometra erinaceieuropaei
Lineage: Eukaryota; Metazoa; Platyhelminthes; Cestoda; Diphyllobothriidea; Diphyllobothriidae
Source: the annotation of a GenBank genome assembly
AUGGUUGAGCGUUUACAUCUCCAGCUAAAGACUGUCCUGCUUGCCGUGGAAGACCCAGGAAACUGGUCGGACAACCUUCCUCUUGCCCUCCUCGGCAUCCGCGCAGCUCUGAAGUCGGAUCUGGGCUGUAACGCAGCUGAAUUGGUUUUCAGCUCUAUCCUCCGACUGCCAGGCGAGAUGAUCACCCCAACCUCUCGUAGGGCCGACGAGACUCCCGAUAACCUUGUGCACCGUUUGCGGCAAUUUAUGCGCUCGCUUUCCCCGGUUCCAUCUCGAACCCCAAUGACUGAGUCUUAAGUCGAAAAAGACUUGGACAAGUGUACUCAUGUGUUCGUCCGGUGUGACCGUGUGCGCCAGCCGCUGGAAUCACCAUACGAAGGACCGUUCCGCGUGCUCGCGCUCGACGCCAAGACUUGCCGGACUCUUCGCGGUGGCAAGGAGGACGUGGUCGGUGUCGAUCGGGUCAAGGCUGCUGUUGCAGAGGAGCCGCCGGAUCUGUCACAAGGAUAA